This is a messenger RNA of Galeopterus variegatus (Sunda flying lemur), 3098 nucleotides long. RefSeq names its product N-acetyltransferase 16 (GCN5-related, putative) (gene NAT16). The record is from RefSeq and is a predicted model, not a curated record. Lineage: Eukaryota; Metazoa; Chordata; Mammalia; Dermoptera; Cynocephalidae.
AUGACUAAGCCAGCAACCACCGCCUCCACCAAAACCCGAGACACCCCCAACCCCCGGUAUCGCUCUCCAGCAGGAACAAGUGGCGGAGUCUCGUUGGCACGACUCGAGGCCACCCGGCCGCGCCCACUGCGAGGGGCUCCCGGAACCCCCAUCGGGACUCGAGUCGGCUCCAGAUCCGUCCCGGGUUUCCUCCGCGUCGCUGGGGGUCCCUGCCCCUCGGAGCCGCCGCGGGGGCUGCGCCGGAGCGACGCCGCUUCCACUCCGGGAAAGGGGAGGAGGGGAGAUCCUCACCCGGGAAGACCCUUCGCUGCCUUCUUUGUCUCCGCCUCUCCGCCUCUCCGUCUCUCUGCUCCCUUCCCUUUCUCCUCAUUUGGAGAAGCCUUUGGCCUCAAGAGCAUCAAGAUUUCAGUAAAUCUGCUCAUCUCUAGGACCUAUCAUCCCCAGAGCCUGGUGCAAGAAGUCAGGGGCUGGGGCUGGUCCCAGAGUAAUGAAGCUGGAACCUCAGAGGUCCCUAAGUCCGAAAAGGAGCCUGCUCCAGAUGCAGAGCUGAGCUCUGAGACCUGGCCACAGGAGGCGGGGGCCAAGCCCAGGUCUGGAUCAGGGCCUGAGGUGGAGCCGUUGGACUUCGUGGUAGCCACUGAACAGGAAUUUGAGGAGGUGCUGGCCAUCUCGGGGGGCAUCUACAGUGGCCUGGACUACCUUCCCAGCCGCUACCACAGCUGGCUCCGGGAUCCCGACUGCAUGGUGGUGCUGGCCAAGCGCAACGGAGGAGAGAUAGCGCUGGAGUCCAUGAAAGUGAUCGACGCGGAGGAGAUGGCGCUGCGGGAGGGGCUGCGCGUGGCGUCCUGGGAGCGUGGCAAGGGCAUGGCCGGGCUGCUGCAGCGCUUCUAUUCGCAGCUGGUCAAGCAACAGCACCCGGGGGUCAAGGUGGUACGGCUCACCCGGGACAAAUAGCUGGGCCCCCGGGAGCUGAAGAAAUACCGCCUAAUCACCACGCAGGGCAUCCUUUUGGUCCGAUUCAACGAGUCGGAGCUACUGGCGGGGCUGGGCCCGCGGCUGGCGGCGCUGCGAACCUCCGGUACCUUCUCGCCGCUGUCCACCGAGGCCGUGUACGAGGCAGGAGGCGACGUGGCACGCCUCCUGCUGUCGCCUUCCGUGCACGGCGACGUGCUUCCGGAAGAGACCAUCAUCCAGGACUGGCAGCACUACCGGCCGAGUGAGAGCAACCUGCGCCUGCUGGCGGCCAAUGACCUGGAGUGGCGCGUGGACAGCCGCGAGUGCCCGCGAGUGCUCACGCUGUGCACGCGCCCGUUCCCCGUCCCACAUGGCGGCGACGGCACUUGGUGCUGCCUCAACAUCGACGCAUUCGGCAGCGACGGCGUGCAGGUGAAGCAAGGCGUGCAGGUGCAGAGCCAGCUGCUGUGGCACCUGCAGCGCCAGGCCCCGCGUCGAAGUCUGAACGUCGUGUGCCAGCUCUUCCUGGCUCCCCAGCUGUGCUCGCAGCUGGCUAACUUCUGCUAGGCCGGCCUGGGGCUUGAGCUGGUCAAGGGUUAUACUGAGCAGUACCUGCUGGAGGCACACAUCUGAGGUCUCCUUGCAGAGGGGAGAGAAACAGCAUUUUAGAUCCGUCCCCUCCCGCAGAUCCCCAAACAGCCCCGCCCCUAUAAUUUCGAAGCUUCGCCUCCCUCAGGAGUCGGCUCUGACUCCUGCCUGUACCCAGUGCCGGUCCCCAGUCUUCGCUUUCCCCCUUACCUCUGCCAUUUUGCCUCUAGCGCCCCCAAACGCCGUUGCCCACUCCCUGACUUGAACGGCUGGAUUUGGGGAGGGCCCUUGCGCUGCUGUUAUCCACCGUCUCCCCUUCCAAAAAACUGGUCACUUCAGGCUUCAGAGCCCUUCCCUGUCCAUCGCCCUAGCCUGGGAGUGAACUUCGCCCUUCCUGGCUUCUUCCUUCUGCCCCCUCUUGGGUGGAAGCGGGGGCAGAAUGUGUGCAAUGCCACGUCCCCGGCCGGCAUCCCGGCCGCCCGAUCUUCGUUACUUCGUCCUGCCCUUUCUAAAACCCUCAGAGCUGGCCCAGCGCUCCCCUCCGCACGCACGGCCCCCUCAGCCUCCUGUGCCUCUAGAUCAGUGUCCUCCCCCCGCUUCUCUCUGUCCCCCCAUCCUCCUCCUCUCUGGACCUCCCCAACACUUAGCUCCUCAGUGCCUAUUUUCUUCUCCUUCGUUCCCCUUUCCUGUGACCUCCUCAUCUCCGGCUCAGUGCGCAAUACUAACAGAGACCCUGUAAAUGAAAUAUAAGUGUAAUAUCACCCAUUUGGCCCCUGUUUGCCUCUGGUGAUGCACUUUCCUGACCUUGCCCCUCUGACUGGGAUUUCCUCCAACUUUGUAGGAAGUAGCUAUUUCUCAAGGUCUCUCCCUCAUACUCUCAACUCACCAGGGGGUUCUGGCUGGAGAGUUUGGUGCAGUGGAGGGUAGAUCCCUCAGCCUGGCAUGGGGGCUGUGUCCUGGUUCCAACCAGGCUGCCUUCUAAUGCAACUGGAACCCUCAUCUCCCGGUGUUUCUGGACACUGUUUCCUUCCUCUGGAUCAUUUAUGCUUUCUAGACUUUGAGUCUUCUAUUUAAAUGCAAGUAGUAGCAGCUGCAUGUGAACAGCACUGUCUCCUAUACUGGACCCCUACAUCAAAGGCAGAGAGGGGAAACAGAGGCUCAGAAAGAACAAAGUGACUUCUUCUAAGUCACUUUCAGUAGCUGGGAGCCUGGCAGGGACUAGAACCCAAGUGUCCCGAGCCCGGAACAUGCCCCAGAACCUCACUCUGUGUGAUGGUGUUAGCUCAAACUUCUUGUUGGAUAAUGAACAGUUGCUAGGAAAAGGUUGACAGUGAGCACAGGGUUUGCUGGAGAUGGAAUCCAAAAUAUGGGCAGAUGAGAGUGCCAAGAGGUGGAAGAAGGUGAGCAAAGGGGACAGACACCUUUUCACCACUUUCCUCAGCUCUGGCUUUCCAGCUGUGCGGCUCUGCCUUGGCUGCCCCCUGCACCUGGCCAUGCUGCCACCCCCUUGUCAUUUCCACCAUGGCCGAAUGGCAAUAAAACAGACCUCUGGCCCA